Microsporum canis CBS 113480 is the source of this 2151-nucleotide messenger RNA. RefSeq lists its product as hypothetical. Lineage: Eukaryota; Fungi; Ascomycota; Eurotiomycetes; Onygenales; Arthrodermataceae. Gene Ontology annotation, cellular component: nucleus. Gene Ontology annotation, biological process: positive regulation of transcription by RNA polymerase II. Gene Ontology annotation, molecular function: zinc ion binding; DNA-binding transcription factor activity, RNA polymerase II-specific; transcription cis-regulatory region binding. The coding region runs from base 1 to 2151 and encodes 716 amino acids. The record is from RefSeq and is a predicted model, not a curated record. The transcript is spliced from 6 exons.
AUGCGCUCACGAACAGGCUGCCUUACAUGCCGAACGCGCAAGUUGAAAUGCGAUGAGCAGAAGCCUCAGUGCUCUCAAUGCCGAAAGGCAGGAAGAGAGUGCCGACUUAGCGAAGCUGUCGUGUUCAGACACCAGCAAAAUGCCUCGAUGAACCAGGAUGAAGGUGGAAUCGCACCCAACAGCCUGAAAGGAUUCUAUUCCUAUAAAAAUACGUUUGGCGCGGACAGUGUCUGGCUGGAUAUCCCGAAAGAAGUGGUAUUCGUCGAUAAUUCGGACCCUUACGCCGAUGAUCUAGGAGAGCAAUAUGUUGCAGACACUCCGUUAGGCACUCACGAAACAUCUACAUGGGGCCAUGAAGGAGGGUUCCAAACAUCUCCUAUGGAUGCGCAGACACAUGGUCUGGAUGCGCUUUCUGCUGCAGCAACAGCGGAGAACCAUCCCAUCUACCACUCCACCGUUGACCAUAUUGUUGAGAAUAGCAGCAGCCAUGCCAGGCUAGGAAACACAGAGCAUCCCCCACAGCCAGACCCAUCGAAUUCAUCCCCAAAUAACGCGAAGACUCCAACAGCAGUUCCUCCGGGGUCUCCGUCUUUACCGCUAUCUUCGCCUAAUAACAACAUUAAUUUCAUUUUGAACCCAUUAUCAAAUGUUAUACCACAGCCAAUAGACCCUGAUAUUCAAUUCCCUGAAAACCGAAGAGUGUGUUCUGGUACAUCCGCUUCUUUGGCAUCUCAAGGUUUAACCCAAGAGACAAGAGUUGCUAGAAUCGAGACCGAGCAUGAAACUGCAUUUUUACUUCGACAUUUCUCGGAAGGUCCUGGACAGUGGAUGGAUCUGUUUGAUAUAGGAAAAUACUUUGGUGCUUAUGUGCCAGUGAAAGCCCUUACUAAUCCACUAUUAAAAUGUGCUGCUUGUGCCUGUGCUGCAAAACAGCUUGCUAGCGUUAACGGGACUAAAGCCAUAGUUGGAGGGCAUGAUGAGCAAUUGCCAGCGCUAUCUGUGUCGGAGGAUUAUAGACAUUGGCAGGCAGGAGAACUCGGUGAUUCACUAGGCAACACUAACAAGGGGCGAAAGCUAUCUGGUGCAUACUCUGAUGAAGUCCUUGCAGCUACUGCCAUUCUUUCAGUAUACGAAUUUCUAGAUGCAACCGGUCCAGCGUGGGAACGACACUUGUGUGGCAUAAAAUCACUGCUAGAUAUCACCAAGGCUGGGAUGAUAUUCCCUGAAAUACAAGAUUUGCCAGAAAGUGCAGCCGCUCCGGCCACAAAAAGGCCUCGAUUUUCGGAGGCAAGGAAAGCAAUCUUCUGGAAUUUUGCACGUCAGGACUAUCUUUCGGCUUUUAUUAAUGAAGGUCAAACCAGGCUUAACUCAAGUGAUCUAGCAUUAUGGACGGAAGCGGGCAUCCUUCUCGAUAAUGCAGGGUGUGUUCAACAAAGCAACACCACUGAGCCAAGAUACCAGAACAAUAAUAUCAUGAGGGAAGAUAUGAUAUCGAAUUCAUUAAUAUGGAUUCUUUCGAAAAUUGUGGAUUUCAUAGCCAUGGGAGAUGACAUAAAUACAGGUGAAAGUUCCCCGACCGGGAUAUCCCAGCACACUCUCCUUGAUAGAUGGCACCAACUUCAAGCUGAACUUGAUGGAUGGUAUAAAAGGCUACCCGAUACCUUCACGCCCUGCGCAAGAAUUGAGUCGUCCCAGCCAGCGCCAAAUCAAAAUCCUACAGAUUCACAGGAUGCCUUCCCAUUCCCCGAAAUCUGGUAUAGUAUCCCAAUGUGCGCAUCAACGAUGCAACAUUAUCAUAUGGCCUGCAUCUUGCUACUUAUCAAUAAACCACACAAGUCGACUGCACGAAGAAGCACUGUUACAGACGGAUUAAAUUUCUAUCGAUCAAUUGAGAACGAUAUUCAGAACCAUAGCCGUGAGAUCUGUGGGAUAUCUAUGGCCCGGCCUGAGGCAUCGGUACGCGUUCAUUCCGUACAGCCAUUGUUUAUAAGCGGCCAGUGCUUGACCAGUGCUCCGGAGCGGAGGACUAUUCUAGAAAUUCUUUGUGGAAUCGAGGAAGACCUCGGGUGGGCAACCAAAUACCGUGUCCAGCAACUAUUAAAGGAGUGGGAAUGGGAUGAAGCAGCCGUUGACUCUCUCCCAGGAUCAUAA